Molecule: messenger RNA, 1134 nt
Organism: Aspergillus pseudonomiae
Lineage: Eukaryota; Fungi; Ascomycota; Eurotiomycetes; Eurotiales; Aspergillaceae
Exons: 2
Coding region: 1-1134 (377 amino acids)
Source: RefSeq, a predicted model, not a curated record
AUGGAACCCUCUCCGCAUCAGUGGGAGCCAACUCCCUCCUCCCUCCUAUGGGCCUACGAAAUCCGGCGCGAAAACAUUCACCUGGCCGAUGAAAUCCAUAAAGCCAAAGCCGACCUUAGCUCAACCGUAGACACUAUCAACGACGUGAACCAGAACGUCAAGGAACUGAGUCGACAAGUGAAGCAAGCGGAGACGAAUGCUAUUAAGAAUCUCCAGUGUCUUGACACUAGGAUCACACAUGGAACCAACAAUCUGAUCAGGCGCGUCGAGGCCCUGGAAAUUGAGAACGGAAGAUUGAAGGCGGAACUUGAGAAUGUUGGGAACGAGUGUGCUGCGCGUUCGAAAGGGUUGUCCCUUGUAUUGGAGUCCAUGAAGACAGAGAUCAUGAAUGAGGUUCGGAGGAUAUUUUCCCAGGAGAAGGGUUCUUUUCGAGUCAAUGAACUACUAGGAGGAUCUCAUGGCAAUGCCGGUAAGUAUUUACCUCCUAGUUGGUAUGGUUCAGGCCUUCUGUUCGCCAUGUAUGAAGUUGUCUGCACUCAUAUGGCUCGAGUAGGGUCUGACAUACUUGUUCCUGACUCAGGGCCCAAGGAUGUCACCGCUUCAGCGCGAGAACGGGGAAACUCUUUGCAGGCGUUGUCCGAGACCACAUGGGGCCCAUCCAGGUCUAGUUCGAUUGAAGGACGGCGCAGUACUGAAUUAGGCCUGUUCAAUGGAAUGGCCAUGCAGGGGCAAGAGAACUUGCACCGUCUCUUCAGACAAAAUGCGAGACCGCUGGGGGCGUAUUGGUCGUAUGCCAUAGAUACCCGCAUUCAAUUGCCUUUGUGGAUGAAAAGCAGCGAUAUUGCAAAGGCCUUUGUAGAUGGACUAGAAGAUACCGCUACCCGAGAUUUGAUGGAAAGGAAGCUAUAUGCUGCCGGAUGGUCGUGGGAUGUAUUGGCCGAGGUCAUGCAUAACAAGCUCAAUGAGAAGAAGUCUCAAACGGUCAAAUCGCCUGUUCGAAUGAAGGCAGGCUCAGGAAAACCCGGGGAGGCUUCGAAGCCUAACACUCCGAUCAAGCACAAGAAGAAGAGAAAGCGAAGAGUAAUACCUAUAGUACCAGUGGAUGAAGACGAUCUUCUUGAGAUGAAUUCAUGA